ACCCCAUUUUCAGAACCCGAACGGGAAACUAAAAACCCCUUAUUUUGGGUUUAGGGUUUUACCCGUACCAAGCAGCACUACCCAUAUUCCACCAUGGCGCGAUUCCAAAGAUCCGCAGUCCCGCGCCUCCUUUACACCUUGUACUCCACCAAAGCGGCGCCCUACUGUUCCCCCUCCCCGACCGCCGCCCUCCUCCUGGGGAACUUCGAGGUCCGUCAUUUCGCUGCUGGCAACGUCGCGCGAGCAAAGGACGACAAAGAACCAUGGUGGAAAGAGUCCAUGGAACGACUCCGAAACAUCGGAAUCUCCGCUCACAUCGACUCGGGAAAGACCACACUGACAGAGCGGGUUCUCUAUUAUACCGGCCGGAUCCACGAGAUCCACGAGGUUCGCGGGAAAGACGGCGUCGGAGCAAAGAUGGAUUCCAUGGAUUUAGAAAGAGAGAAAGGAAUUACUAUCCAAUCUGCUGCCACGUAUUGCACCUGGAAAGAUUACCAGAUUAAUAUAAUCGAUACGCCUGGUCACGUUGAUUUUACGAUUGAAGUCGAGAGGGCGCUGCGUGUUCUUGACGGUGCCAUUUUAGUUCUGUGUAGCGUUGGUGGUGUACAAAGUCAGUCAAUUACUGUUGAUCGGCAAAUGAGAAGAUACGAGGUGCCAAGACUCGCAUUUAUUAACAAGCUCGAUCGAAUGGGAGCUGAUCCAUGGAAAGUUCUCAACCAGGCAAGGUCUAAGCUUCGGCAUCAUACUGCGGCUGUGCAAGUUCCAAUUGGUUUGGAAGAAAACUUUAAGGGACUUAUCGACCUUGUGCAGCUAAAAGCUUAUUAUUUUCAUGGUUCCAGCGGAGAAAAAGUUGUGUCUGAGGGUAUACCAGCAGAUAUGGAAGCCAUAGUUGCAGAAAAGAGACGUGAACUAAUAGAAGUGGUUUCUGAAGUGGAUGAUAAACUAGCUGAAGCAUUUCUAAAUGAUGAGCCUAUUUCCCCUGCUGAUCUUGAGGAAGCAGUUCGUAGGGCAACCAUAGCACGGAAGUUUGUUCCUGUAUUCAUGGGUAGUGCAUUCAAAAACAAGGGUGUACAACCGCUUUUAGAUGGUGUCCUUAGUUACUUGCCAUGCCCAAUUGAAGUCAGUAACUAUGCUCUUGAUCAAACAAAGAAUGAAGAAAAGGUAAUGUUGCCUGGAACCCCAGAUGGACCACUUGUAGCAUUAGCUUUUAAGUUGGAGGAAGGGCGGUUUGGUCAGCUAACAUAUCUGAGAGUCUACGAGGGUGUGGUUCGGAAGGGUGAUUUUAUAGUCAACGUAAAUACAGGAAAGAAGAUUAAGGUGCCUCGUUUGGUUCGGAUGCAUUCUAAUGAAAUGGAGGACAUUCAAGAGGCACAUGCUGGGCAAAUAGUUGCAGUUUUUGGUGUAGAUUGUGCUUCAGGUGACACAUUUACAAAUGGGUCUGUCAAAUACACCAUGACUUCUAUGAAUGUCCCUGAGCCAGUGAUGUCAUUAGCUGUUCAACCAGUUUCGAAGGACUCUGGCGGGCAAUUUUCAAAGGCAUUGAAUCGUUUCCAGAGAGAGGAUCCUACAUUCCGUGUGGGCUUGGAUGCAGAAAGUGGGCAGACAAUUAUCUCUGGAAUGGGAGAGCUUCAUUUGGAUAUAUAUGUGGAAAGGAUCCGGAGAGAAUACAAGGUUGAUGCAACUGUUGGAAAGCCUCGUGUGAAUUUCAGGGAGACUAUAACUCAACGUGCUGAAUUUGAUUAUCUACAUAAGAAGCAAUCUGGAGGACAGGGUCAAUAUGGACGAGUGUGUGGGUAUGUUGAACCACUUCCGCCUGGGUCUCCAAUUAAGUUUGAAUUUGAGAACAUGAUUGUUGGACAAGCUAUACCAUCAAAUUUUAUUCCUGCGAUUGAGAAGGGUUUCAAAGAAGCUGCAAAUUCAGGUUCAUUAAUUGGACAUCCAGUUGAAAAUAUCCGGGUUGUCAUAACUGACGGUGCUUCUCAUGCGGUAGAUUCUAGUGAGCUUGCAUUUAAGUUGGCUUCUAUCUAUGCUUUCAGACAGUGUUAUAGUGCUGCUAGGCCUGUGAUAUUGGAACCUAUUAUGUUGGUUGAGUUAAAAGUACCGACAGAAUUUCAGGGUACAGUAGCUGGUGAUAUUAACAAGAGGAAAGGUGUUAUAGUUGGAAAUGAUCAAGAUGGGGAUGAUUCUGUAAUUACUGCCAAUGUACCAUUGAACAAUAUGUUUGGUUACUCAACAGCACUUCGUUCAAUGACACAGGGUAAAGGUGAGUUCACCAUGGAAUACAAGGAGCAUUCACCAGUUUCUCAGGAUGUGCAAAUGCAGUUAGUGAACACACACAAGGCCAAUAAAGCAGUAGAAUGAAGGGACGGCUGAAGAACUAGCCAUAAGCCCUUAAUAGUCUUUUCAAGUCUAUAAUUUGUUGUGAUAUUCAUUUUUGCUAUAUUUAUUUAGGCUAUAUGUUUAAUCAUAUAGUAACAUUUUUGGAAGCACAAUAAGUUUAAACCGUCUGUUUGUUGGCCAACAUGAGCCGGCAAACAUUAUAUAGGCACCUAGGGUGUUUUUUUAGGGAAUACGGUACUGUAAGGACUUAUUUCCAUACUGCCCCAAGAAAGCAGAGAAAAGACCUUGCAUUUCUGGAUGCAGAACUCAUACAUACAGAAUUCCAUGUUUUUUGAGGAUGAGAACCCGUACCUUCAAAACUUUAGAUCCUAUGUAUGUAUAUUGUCAUCACAGUCCUUCCGUUUAA
Gossypium raimondii (Peruvian cotton) is the source of this 2746-nucleotide messenger RNA. Its product is annotated as elongation factor G-1, mitochondrial. Gene Ontology annotation, cellular component: mitochondrion. The record is from RefSeq and is a predicted model, not a curated record. The transcript has 20 exons. Gene Ontology annotation, biological process: mitochondrial translational elongation. Lineage: Eukaryota; Viridiplantae; Streptophyta; Magnoliopsida; Malvales; Malvaceae. The coding region runs from base 94 to 2361 and encodes 755 amino acids. Gene Ontology annotation, molecular function: translation elongation factor activity; GTPase activity; GTP binding.